AAAGAAAGAAAGAAAGAAAGAAAGAAAGAAAGAAAGAAAGAAAGAAAGAAAGAAAGAAAGAAAGAAAGAAAGAAAGAAAGAAGGUAUGUGGGGCAGCCGGAUUAAUUAACUCUGACCGUCUGCAACCUUCCCCCCUCAGUCCUGAGUAGGGGCUGCUCAACAAGUUAAAAGAUACCUGAGUGAUUUGCCAUUUCCUUCGACAACUCAUUUUACAGAGGAGGAAGCUGAGGCAAACUUGGUGAAGUGACUGUCCAGAGCUACACUAAAUCUCAUAAGUGUCUGAGACUGGAUUCGAACUCAUGAAAGCUAGUCUUUCUGAUUCCAAGCCCAGUGUUCUUUUCCAUAGCACCACCUAGCUUCUGAAGUUUCAGUAGACUCAAGUGCAGAAAGGCUUAAAGUCUGGGACCCUAACUUUUAGACCUGGCUUUUCUAGUAAUUGGUUUCAUGACCUUGAGCAAGUAACUUUUCUUUUCUGGGCCUCAGUUUCCUCUUCCGUAAAAGAGAGGUUUCUUUUGAAGCUAACCUUCUAAGAUCGAAGGUGAAGACUCCAAGUCCAGUCGGAGGGGGCGCCCCCGGAGGACUGGGGCUUUCAGUUGCGUGUAUGUGGGGAGAGGGACAGGUUCUCUCACCCGUUCCUCCCGGGGGAUCCAUGGCUGCACUCCAGGAACCAGAGGUCCACGAACCCCAGUUACUCGAAAUUCUGAGCCUCUCACAAUCCUCGCUCUCGGUCUCUACCCCUUUGGCCACCCAGCACUGCGCUGUGCCCCAACUCCUUCCAGCCCUGCUAUAUCCAUUCCCUGGGCCUUAUCUCCAAGGCCUCGGGACGGCUCUCCGCCCAGGCUCAGCUCCCCUCCCCCUCCUCCUAUGUUUGCUCUAGGUUCCGUCACCUGCUCCGCAGCUGCCGGCUUCCCACGCUGGCUGUUCCGAGUGCUGGGGAUGCCACUAUUUGACCUUAGUGGAGCCCCUUGGACAGCGCCUGGGGUUGGGGAUGAGGAGGCAAGAAUAGCUCUUUAAGAAGCAGGGCAGGACGUCUACAAUCAACCUCUGUGGAGGAGGUUCCCCAGCUCUCUAGGAGUGAGAUCUCUAACUGCAGCACACCCGUGUUUGUCUUGGCUGCUCCAUCGCCGUUACGCCCAUCCUCCCAAGGGCGCGGCCAUCCCUAGAGGCUUGAGGUUUUCGGUCUGGAGUUGGGGUGGGGGAACUGGCAUCAGGCGGGAAGCGGUACAAAGAGACCCCUUGUCAGCCCCAGUCUUGGGGGCGGGAUGUGUGUGGAAGGAGAAGGUGACCCGGGUAGUGCCAGGUUACAUCUCGGCUCCCUUUGCUAACUAAUUAACCUGUUCGCACCUUUUGCAAGUACCAUGAGGCUACCGCCCUACGCCCCGCUGCUUUUCAUCUUACUGGUGUCUCUGAAUGCUGAACUGCAAGCGACUCCAGCAGGCUCGAAGUGCAGGACAGGACCUCUGGACUUGGUAUUCGUGAUCGAUAGCUCUCGUAGUGUUCGCCCCUUUGAGUUUGAGACUAUGCGUCGCUUCCUGGUGAAUAUCAUUCGGGGUCUAGACAUUGGACCCAAUGCCACCCGCGUUGGCGUGAUUCAGUAUUCGAGCCAGGUGCAGAGCGUCUUCCCGCUGGGAGCCUUCUCCCGAAGAGAGGACAUGGAACGGGCCAUCCAUGCCAUCGUCCCCUUGGCGCAGGGCACCAUGACGGGCCUGGCCAUCCAGUAUGCCAUGAAUGUAGCCUUCAGCGUUGCCGAGGGUGCUCGCCCUUCGCAGGCCCGGGUGCCUCGUGUCGCUGUUAUAGUGACUGAUGGACGGCCCCAGGAUCGGGUGACUGAAGUGGCUGCCCAGGCAAGGAAUCGGGGUAUAGAGAUCUACGCAGUGGGCGUGCAGCGCGCUGAUGUGGGCUCCCUUCGCGCGAUGGCAUCUCCUCCUCUGGAUGAGCAUGUUUUCCUAGUCGAGUCCUUCGACCUCAUACAACAAUUCGGCUUCCAUUUUCAAGGCCGAUUGUGCGGAGUGGACUUGUGUGCAGACGGAACUCACGGCUGCCAGCACCUGUGCGUCAGCACACCGGGCUCCUUCCACUGUGCCUGCAACCCGGGCUACCGUCUGGCACCAGAUAACAAGAGCUGCUCAGCAAUUGAUCACUGUGCGGAAGGAAUCCACGACUGUGAGCACCUCUGUAUCAGAUCAGACGGCUCCUACACCUGUGGCUGCCGAAAGGGGUAUGCCCUCCAUCGAGAUAAGAGACGCUGCACCGUGAUUGAUCACUGCCGCUUCGGAAACCACAGCUGCCAGCAUGAGUGUGUCAGCUUCCCGGAGGGGCCCCGCUGCCGUUGCCGCCAAGGCUUUGACCUGCAGCAGGAUGGCCGGAGCUGUCAGGCCCGAGAUUACUGCAAUGGUGUGGACCACGGUUGUGAAUUUCAGUGUUUGAGUUCUGGCAGUUCUUACCGCUGCAUUUGCCCCGAGGGCCGACAGCUUCAGGCCGAUGGGAAGAGCUGUGACAGGUGCCGAACGGGCCAUGUGGAUCUGGUUCUGGUAAUCGAUGGCUCCAAGAGUGUCCGACCACAGAACUUCGAGCUGGUGAAGCGGUUUGUGAACCAGAUAGUGGACUUCUUGGACGUGUCUCCAGAGGGGACACGCGUGGGCCUGGUGCAAUAUUCGAGCCGAGUGCGCACGGAGUUUCCUCUGGGCCGCUACGGAACUGCGGACGAGGUGAAGCAGGCAGUCCUGGCCGUCGAAUACAUGGAGAAAGGCACCAUGACAGGGCUGGCGCUGCGUCACCUGGUGGAGCACAGUUUCUCCGAGGCGCAGGGUGCUCGGCCAAGAGCCCAGAAUGUGCCACGCGUUGGCCUGGUCUUUACUGAUGGCCGCUCCCAAGAUGACAUCUCAGUGUGGGCUGCUCGGGCCAAGGAGGAAGGCAUCAUCAUGUACGCGGUUGGGGUAGGUAAGGCAGUGGAGGAGGAGCUGAGGGAGAUCGCGUCGGACCCCCCAGAGCAACAUGUCUCCUACUCGCCUGACUUCAGCACUAUGACGCACAUGCUGGAGAACUUGAAAGUUAACAUUUGUCCUGAGGAGGGGAAAGGGGCGACUGAAUUGCGGAGCCCGUGCGACUGCGAUAGUCUUGUGGAGUUUCAAGGCAGUGCUUUGACGGCGCUGGGAAAUUUGGAACAGAAACUGGUCCAGCUGACGGCUCGAUUGGAAGACCUGGAGAAUCAGUUGGCCAAUCAGAAGUGAGGGUCAGCAGCAACUGGGACCCAGGCCGGCUUGCAGCCUCUUCGGUCCCUUCCUGCUCAUUCUGGAGAGUAGGUUUCCUGAGUAGGCAGCCCCGGAAAUGGGCGACGCUGCUAGUAAAGCACAGGAGGCCGGAAUCGCUCCCACACUCUUAAGCGGGACUCGAACAGGCUCUCAGAUUGCUGCGCGGACUCUACCUGAACAAGCUUGGGUUCGCCGCACUUUCGGCGUCCGGACUACGACUGCAGCGCCUGCUGGCCGGGGCCCAGCCCCUUAAAUCAUUGUGUAUUUAUGUGCUCUUGUUUUUGCUAUUUUUUUUUAAAUAAAAAUUGUCUCUAUUCCA
Monodelphis domestica (gray short-tailed opossum) is the source of this 3570-nucleotide messenger RNA. RefSeq names its product matrilin 4 (gene MATN4). Lineage: Eukaryota; Metazoa; Chordata; Mammalia; Didelphimorphia; Didelphidae. Gene Ontology annotation, molecular function: calcium ion binding. The record is from RefSeq and is a predicted model, not a curated record.